Molecule: messenger RNA, 1617 nt
Organism: Anisakis simplex (herring worm)
Lineage: Eukaryota; Metazoa; Nematoda; Chromadorea; Rhabditida; Anisakidae
Source: the annotation of a GenBank genome assembly
AUGCGAUACAAUGGCAUCAUUGAGACCGAAGGAAAGAAAAUAAAUGAGAAAUUUCCAUGCAUUGUAAUUGACGGAUUGAGUGAGUUUUCGUAUACGUUCUGCGUGAACUUCGAUUGCUCAUUGCCAUGCAAACAGCAAGGCCGCAGUCGUGAAUGCAACUACGGCGCGGUUGAAGUAAGAAGCUGUAAAGAUGCACCGGUCGACCUUGUGAUUGUAAUGGAUGAAUCGGGUAGUAUUGGAUACCAAAACUAUGAGACCGCACUGGAUGCCGUAGCCGGCCUCACGGAAAGACUUCACAUUGGUACUACGCAACAAGAUAGCCGUGUAGGAAUGGUGUUGUUCGAUCAACUGGGAUAUGUCAAUUUUGGUUUGGACAAAUAUACAACGAACUCAGACGUAGCAUCCGAAAUUCGCAAAUCAACCUACAGUGCAGGUGGAACGGACAUCGCGGCUGGAAUGCACACCGCUUUAACAGAAGUUUUCGCGAAAGUGCCAAACCGUGAUGUGAGGAAGGUGAUGAUUGUGAUAACCGAUGGGGAAGAUAGCUCCGAUGUUGCCGCAGAGCGUGCAAUAGCCGAAAAGAAUGAUAUCAUUACAUAUGCAAUUGGAAUAGGCGAAGGGAUCAACUCUGCUGAGUUGGUUAGAGCAGCUGGUGAUCCAAAACGUGUCUACACCUUUGCCAACUACGACGCUUUAGCUGGUGCGAUCGAUCAACUAUGCACCAGUAUAGUUAUAACGCCAGCACCAAGAGGAUGCAAAUGCAAUACUACUGACACGUGGCUUGACCUUAUCUUCGUAAUUGAUUCAUCAAAGGCUGUCAAUAAACAAGACUUCAUGGCGGUCAGAAACCUCGCUGCUGCAUUCAUUCAGUCAAUUCCGGUCAGUCAAGAAAUCGGAAAAUUCUCUAGAGUUGGUAUCAUCAAUAUGGGUGAUCAGGCACAAGUUGUGGGAGAGUUGACAUCGUACAACACAACUGAUCAGGCAGCGAAUGCAAUGCGAAAUAUGCCGUACCUGAACAGCAACCAAGCGAACCUUCGCGAUGCGCUGAAUAAAGCAACUAAUAUGUUGGAUAGUGAUCACGAUCACCGUAAGAAUGUUCAGAAUGUUGUCGUGCUCUUCUCAAGCGUUAAUGAGCCUUGUGAUUAUCAAGGAUAUAGAAAACUACGUAUGAAAGUGGUUGAUCACAAUCCAUGCCGCAUUGCCGCACACCUACGUGAAAACAACAAUAUUAUUCUAACGGUUGGUCUCAAAUACGAUGGUACAGAAAAGUAUCCAGUGCUGAACGUUGGAAGUGAUUGCUACAAACUGAAUUUCGAUGAACACUUUCCGGAGAACUUCACGAAUGCUAUUUGCAGAGCUAACUGCUAUUGUCUUCCUCCAUACGUGCAAUUUACUGAUAAAUGCACCGAAUACGGUGAAUGUGUUUAUCAACAAGGUCAACCGCUCGACUUCUUCACUGCUGAACUAACUUGCCAGAAUUACAACGCAACGAUGAUUGAUGUGCUCAGCGCCGAGAAAGAUCUCUUCAUCAGAAGUAACUCUUUCGGCAUCGAGUUCGAUUCUGCAACUAACGUUUCAUAUGAGCAUCAUUACAAAUAUCCUUCGUUUACUAAAUAA